UGGGACACUGUAACGCACAAGAAGGAGGCAGAGAAACCACAACAUUUGGAUAUCAGUGACCGCUCUCCCUCUCCCUCUCUCUAACUCUCACACCCACCACAUCGACUUUGAACCUGUUUGUUUAAAUACACGGAUUUACAGCCUGAGCACUUACUGUUGAAGGCGGCGGGAGCGGAGUUUUCCAACUUAGAAACUUUCUAGUUUCCCUGAUGGUGCGGAGUGGAGACGGGGAGCUGGUCUUUUAUCCGAACCGUUCGGACGCGCUGUCGCAACUGUCACGGACAAUGGAAACUGAAUCUGGGAGGUUCUGAAGUCAUCUCUCUCCCCCGGGAGAGUCCUCCCUCCCCCCGGGGCGAUGCAGAUCUCCCUGCUACUUCUCCCAGCCUCUCUGUGUGCCUUGGUCCUUCUCCUGGCACCUGCCUCGGAGGGCUGCGGUCCGGGGAGGGGAUACGGCAAGAGGCGGCCCCCGAAGAAGCUCAUCCCGCUUGCCUACAAGCAGUUCAGCCCCAACGUGGCCGAGAAGACGCUGGGAGCCAGCGGGCGACCGGAGGGCAAAAUCACGCGUAACUCCGAGCGCUUCAAAGAACUCACACCGAAUUACAACACUGACAUCAUCUUUAAAGAUGAGGAGGACACGGGCGCCGACAGGCUCAUGACGCAACGCUGUAAGGACAAGUUAAACUCUCUGGCCAUCUCCGUGAUGAACAUGUGGCCAGGUGUGAAGCUGAGGGUGACUGAGGGCUGGGACGAAGACGGUCACCAUUCAGAGGACUCGCUGCACUACGAGGGCCGUGCUGUCGACAUCACCACCUCAGACAGGGACAGAAAUAAGUACGCCAUGUUGGCCCGUUUGGCUGUGGAAGCCGGGUUUGACUGGGUCUACUAUCAGUCCAAAGCCCACAUCCACUGCAGCGUGAAGUCAGAACACUCUGUUGCAGCAAAAACCGGCGGCUGCUUCCCUGGCGAUGCUCAGGUAACCGUUGAAGGUGGUGGUACCAAACUGAUGCGUGAGCUCCUCCCUGGUGAUCGGGUCUUGGCGUCGUCAUCGGCAGAGGGCCACGCCCAGCUUCUCUACAGUCCGGUUUUGUCCUUUCUGGACCACCAGCCCAACAUCACAAAGACCUUCUACAUUAUUGGGACAAAUGCAGGACUCAGUAUCAGCCUCACAGCGGCUCACCUGAUCUUCAUCUCAGACUGUGCUGGUGGACCGAACAAGUGGAACGAAAGCGCUGGUUUUGGUUCCACGUCGCAGGGCCACGGAGGAGGUCCAAGGACAGUUUUUGCCAGUGACGUUCGGCCAGGACAGUGUGUGUUUACAUCGACUGGCAAAGCAAACUGGCACACAAGACUCUCAGUAGUGACCUUUGUGAAGGAGAAGAGGAGUACAGGGUUGUACGCUCCACUUACCCAGCAUGGGUCCAUACUGGUGAACGGCGUGCUGGUAUCCUGCUAUGCCGCUGUGGACAGCCACCAGUUGUCUCACUGGGCCUUGGCCCCUUUGAGACUCUUCUACAGAUUGUUUGGGCCUCCACGUGCACAAAACCCCGGGCUGCAUUGGUACCCUUGGAUUCUACAAAGUCUGGGGCAAGUGCUGCUGAACUCUGAACACUUCCACCCCUUGGGUAUUGAACAAUGACAGAAACAGAGGCCAAAAACAAAAAAGGACUUUCCAUUUCCUGCUUCAGGGGCAAAAUAAUUAGGAGCACAAGUCACUCUCCCACUGGAGGGGGCUGAGGGAGCACCGAAGAUCAACCAAUAUACUAAAGCCAAUGUGUUUCAAUGCUAAAUCGUACGUCAUCGCUGUACUUUAGCUAAAUGUUUUCAUGUAGAAGACUACGAGAUUAAAAUGUCAGAUUUAGAGGCAAUGCGGUGAGUUUGUCAGGGAUCACAAAACAAUUAAGACUCAAAACAAAAGCAGGUUUAUAAAGUAAAGCAGUCAGAUUGCUUCAUUCUUGGUUUAGAUAUAACAUUUAUACUUUGAUUAAAACUGAUUUUCAUGUAUUUUUAGGCCAAAGAGAGAAAGAAACAUCCAAAAGGGACUAAAACAAGAAGCUAAAAAGGUAUUGAUCAAUGUAAGAUGUGCAUAGGUAUUUAUUCACUUGUGUAAUCUUAGACGGUUGAGGAAUCGCUCAUGUUUCUUUUCAGUGCAGUGAAGCAAUGCAUCGAUUCUGCAUUUGAGUUAUCAAGCACCUGCUGGAAAACACGUGCUUUCAAAAUUCCUUCGAUCUGUUUUACGUUUUUCCAACAACUUGAUUGUCUUUAGCUAAUUUCAACAUUUCAUUCACGUUUUUAUCAGAUGUUUUAUUUUAAAACGUUUGAACUGAUUAGACUUAAUGGUUUGAGGUUGUCUGUUUUCAGGUCAGUAAAAAGACUCAGGCUUUAUCCAACUACUGUAUUAAGAAUAUUUUGUGCAUCCAAAUAAUGGCAGACAUUAUUAUUUCUUUUUAAUAGAAAUAUUUUAUUUGGUUUCUCCCUUUUGGAUUGUUUUAAAUGCCUAAAGAUCCACAGGGAAGAUGUAAAUUUUAUUAUUAAUGCUAAAACAACAAAAAACUGCUUUAUGUUGUAAUGCUGUACAGGAAUAGAUAAUAACAAUCUAUGAGUUUUAUUUUCCAACUGCUCCUGGCUGUGGUUGAAUUUUUUUUAAUGAUCAUCAGUAAUCAUCUGGAAACUGCCGGGCAUUCUUCUGUAUGACUGCUCAGAGAUUUUGUUGAAUAUGUACAUUAAACUCUUUAGUGGAGAAACUAUUUAAAGAUCUAUUUUCAGAAAAUGCUUUAAAUAUAUAAAUUUUAUUAUUAUUUUUUGUCUGUUUAUGAAAUUUGUAUUUGGCACAAAGUUUUGGCUUGCGAACAAAACUCUGUGUGCUUUUGUAACAGAAAUAAAUCCAUAAUAUGAUAAUGAAUCACGUUUGUAAUAUUUAAGAAACUAUUUAUGUAAUAAAGUCAGUUUUAGAAACAACACAUGUUCUUGUGCAUCAUUUAAGUUGAACGGGACCAAUAAUCUGACGUUUCUAUCAAAACAGAUUAAAUCCUGCAGAUUGUGGUUUAUGGGUGUUUU
Messenger RNA from Nothobranchius furzeri (turquoise killifish), 3054 nucleotides. Its product is annotated as indian hedgehog B protein. Gene Ontology annotation, molecular function: patched binding; calcium ion binding. Gene Ontology annotation, biological process: smoothened signaling pathway; intein-mediated protein splicing; protein autoprocessing. NCBI's taxonomy places the organism in Eukaryota, Metazoa, Chordata, Actinopteri, Cyprinodontiformes, Nothobranchiidae. The record is from RefSeq and is a predicted model, not a curated record.